AUGUUAAGAGUAAUAAACAGCGAUGAUGAUUACAAUCCAGUGGUACAGCAACAAACUAUCCUGGCUUUUGGGGAAACCUCUUCCCUACUUUGGAUGGGCAAUCCUAGCUCAAAUUAUCGGUGUGAAACAGGAGGAAAUGGUAGCGACAAGGGCCGGGACCGCAUCAAAAGACCCAUGAAUGCAUUCAUGCUGUGGUCUCGAGACCAGAGGCGCAAGGUGGCUCUAGAAAAUCCCAAAAUGCAAAACUCAGAAAUCAGCAAGCGUCUGGGAAACCAGUGGAAAAUGCUUACAGAAACCGAAAAAUGGCCGUUCUUCGAGGAGGCACUGAGGCUCCGUGACGAGCACAGAGAGAAAUACCCGGACUACAAAUAUAGACCUCGUCGGAAGGUCAACAUACCACCGAAAAGUGACUAUCGCACCCCGCAGAUUUCCUCUUCAAUACUAUGCAGCCGGAUCCAUGUGGAGGGGCGGUUGCACCCUAUCCCAUACAGCCGCAUCUCUACUACGACCACACACUCACGAAUGGAGGACCAGUUAAGCCGCUUGCAACCCAUGAAUAGAGUCAGCUCGGUGCUGCGACAGGAGCAGGGCCGCAGCUUCACAGGCCUGUGA
This is a messenger RNA of Miniopterus natalensis, 612 nucleotides long. NCBI's taxonomy places the organism in Eukaryota, Metazoa, Chordata, Mammalia, Chiroptera, Miniopteridae. The record is from RefSeq and is a predicted model, not a curated record.